Messenger RNA from Macrobrachium nipponense, 1694 nucleotides. RefSeq lists its product as uncharacterized. NCBI's taxonomy places the organism in Eukaryota, Metazoa, Arthropoda, Malacostraca, Decapoda, Palaemonidae. The transcript is spliced from 4 exons. The record is from RefSeq and is a predicted model, not a curated record. The coding region runs from base 175 to 864 and encodes 229 amino acids.
AGGUGUGUUCAUCGAACAUUCGAGAACAUUUAGUGUGUUCGUGUGCACGAACACCAGAGCUUCUCAAAGUGUAAUAUAAGGAGACCGCAGGCGAAAAGCGGUCAUUCUAGAAAAAGAUAUCCUGGUGAGAGGUGAAACUAGCCCGAGGAAAGGUGCAGAAUAUUCGUCAAAAAGAUGUGGACAACUGCGAUACCUCUCGUUUUAGUGGUCUUUUACUUCAGCUGGUGCCUUCAGGAGGGAGCAGCCACUAUACAGUUGCUGCAGCUGGGUACAGGCACCGCUGCUACUUACGUCGCGAGUAUUACCAAUCCGGGAGCGGCCGUCGCGGCUGGGCUGGGUGGGGCUUUCGCCCUCGGAAGCUUAUCGGGGGCUUUGAACUCGUGGGGAGGCUCCUGGAGGAGGCGGAGGUACGGCCGCAGUGUUGGUGCUGAGUCUCCUUCAGUUGCUGAAGUGCACAAGGACUUGGCCUUCGAUUUAGUGGAAUCACUCGAUAGAAGUGGCUGUGCCAAGAAGCUUCUGUGCGAGCAGGCCUCCCUAGAGGCUCAAGAAGGCGAGAAGACCUCCCUAGUGGCUCAAGGGCAAGAGGGACAAGGCGACGUAGCUCCUGGAGGCGGAGGUAUCCCUGCCAGCAAAAGUGCAGAGGAAGGACUUAGUACUCUUUCGGCUGACGAAGUUGGGGAAAUGAUGCUUCUGUUCGUGAGAGAAGUUCCUUCGACAGACGACACCGCCGAGAGCUCAAAGGAGUCGUUGCGCAAGGCAGCCGCCCUUGGGGAGGGAGGGGUCAACUGCGCAGAGGAGUUUCCAGGGUGUCCUUACACCAGGAUCGAAAUGCUAAGCCUCAUGAUGACGGGGGAGAUCCUUUAGGCCUGACUGAUUAGGAUUUGGGACUGUCAUCCUUAUGUCUAUGAGGUUUUUUUUUUUUUUUUUUUUAUCCCAGGAAUGGCUGAAACAUCAUUAUAAGUCUGUGGCUAUUAUUGGUUAUUGUUGUUCUUAUAUUGCUGAUCAUUUCAUUUGUGUUUUUGUCUUUUAUUUGAUGGAAGACUGAAAAAUGACCACUUAGGCCUAAAUGCUCUGGUUGGCUGACUGAUAACUUUUACACACAUGAUUUUUUAAUUUUCAUUUUUAUUUUAUUUUCAUUUAUUUCAAGAAAGUUUAACCAGACCACUAACAGUUUGCAAGAUAAUAUACUUAUUUUUUUAUUCUGUUAGGGAAAAUACUUAGUAAUAUAUCAAUAUUAUGAUGGCAGUAUUUUUUUUUUAAUUCUCAUUUAUAUUUUUGUAGACCUAGGGAGUGUCUGGUUAAUCUAGGAGGUUACUAUGCAAUAUAUCCAAUGCACUAUCUUUUACAUUAUUUGAUGUAGAACUUAAUGCGCUAUUAUUGUUCAGCUGAAAGCAAUACUUUUACCUUUGUUUUGUUUUAAAAUAUGAUAUAGCAAACUUUAGCAAUUUGAUAAAACUUAUUGUGUCUCCCACAUAUCAAAUUUUUAUCUGUUUACUUAUUGCGCUUAUUUUUUCGAUUACAAGAGCGUCACUAAAGAAGAAGGUUUUGUCAGCUAAAAUGCAAAUUUUAUACUAGUUGCUGUUAUACAAAUACAAGAAUUCCGCUGUGGACGAACGUUGCAUUGUAAUAAGGGUUUACUAAUUACGGGAAGAACUGGUUUUCAUUAUUUUACCCUGAAUAAAAGCAUGCCUAAA